This is a messenger RNA of Pogona vitticeps (central bearded dragon), 2054 nucleotides long. RefSeq names its product alpha-fetoprotein. Lineage: Eukaryota; Metazoa; Chordata; Lepidosauria; Squamata; Agamidae. Gene Ontology annotation, molecular function: small molecule binding. Gene Ontology annotation, cellular component: cytoplasm; blood microparticle. Gene Ontology annotation, biological process: transport. The record is from RefSeq and is a predicted model, not a curated record.
UUCUUCAUCCUGCCUUGCACACACAAGCCCCUAACAAUUUGGAACCAUGAAGUGGUUAACAUUCAUCUCGUGCCUUUUCUUGCUCUGUUUUACAGAAUCGAAGUACCUGAGCAGAGCUUCCAGGGAAGCAGAACUUCCUGACACCAUCAAAACUGCCUUUGAAUUAACAGGGGAGCAUUUUGAUGAAAUUUCUGUGGUGCUGGUUUCUCAGUUUUUACAGCAGAGCACAUAUGACGAGGUGCAUAAAGUGGUGGAGGAUAUGGACGCACUUGCAAAGAAAUGCACUGCUGAUGAGCAUUCAGAUCCAGAAUGCGCAAAGUCUGUGAGUACUGUUCUACUUGAUGAGAUUUGUCAUGAAGAAGCUAUUGCUGCCAAACACGGCUUUGGUGCUUGCUGUGCUCAAACUGACCCGGAACGACAUGAAUGUUUUCUCACCCACAAAAAUGCAUCAAAAGGAUUUGUUCCACCCUACCAAAAACCAGAGCCAGAGGAGGCCUGCAAACAAUUUCAUGAUAACAAAAAGGAGGUCUUAAACCAUUACCUCUAUGAGAUUUCCAGAAGGUCUCCAUACAUAAAGAUUGUCACAAUUCUGCAUGCAGAGGACGAGUAUGAAAAAGUACUAACAGCCUGUUGCGAGGCAGAGGACAAGGCCGCCUGCUUCAUGGAAAAGGCACCACUUGCCAAAAAGAAAUUCAUGAAAGCUGUAGCUGUGGAGAAACACCACUGUUCUAUCCUGAAGAAGUUUAAAAUGGACAUUCUGCGAGGAUACAAAAUUGCUCAUAUGUGCCAAAAGUUCCCAAAGGCUGACUUUCAAACAAUUAUGGAUCUUUCUGAAAAAGUUGGGCACAUCUAUGAAGAAUGCUGCAGAGGUGACACCCUGGAUUGUAUGCUUGAUAGAAAAAAGCUGGCAGACCACAUUUGUAGCCACCAAGAUACCAUUUCUUCCAAACUGAAGCACUGCUGUGAAGGGCCCAUAUUGGAACGAGGAGAAUGCAUUGCCCAUGCAGAAAAUGAUGACAAGCCUGCUGAUCUGUCUCCAACAGUCAGAGAGUUUAUCGAUGACCAAGCCGUAUGCCAACACUAUGCUGAAAAUAAAGGUGUUCACCUGGCAAAGUUUUUGUGUGAGUAUUCUAGGAGACAUGAUGAAUUAGCUCCAGUGAUGUUGUUAAGACUUGCCAAAGGGUAUGAGGAGAUGCUGGAGAAAUGCUGCGCAACUGAGCAUCCGGUAACAUGCCUUCAAGAAGGGGAAACACUACUAAAAAAAUAUAUUGCCGACUCUCUGGCGACAGUAAAAGCAAACUGUGACCAGUAUAAGCAGAUUGGAUCCCACCUCUUCGGGAAUGAGCUUAUUGUCCGUUAUGGCAGAAAGGCACCCCAACUAUCCACAGACCAACUCCGGACGUUCUCGAAGAAAAUGGUUGGCGUUGCUGAGGAAUGCUGCCAUCUGGACGAUGCUCACAGACUGGCAUGUGCUGAAAACCAUGUGGAUCUAGGCCUAGGAUAUCUUUGUCAUCUGCAUGAGGAACAUCCCAUCAACAAGCAAGUGUGCAAAUGCUGUAGUGAUAGCUUUACUAAACGUCGGGAAUGCUUCGCUGGAUUGGGAGUAGAUCCAGACUAUGUUCCUAUACCAUUUAAUACUGAAAUAGUCCACUUCCAUGCCGAUUAUUGCACAGCAAAACCAGAAGAGCAACAGGAAAAGAAACAAACUGUGCUUGCCCACAUGAUGCAACAUAAACCUGACAUCACAGAUGAGCAACUGGCAACUACUAUUGUGGACUUCACCGGUGUGGUGACAAACUGUUGCAGCGUAGAAACUAAAGAAGAAUGCUUUAACACAGAGAUUCCAAAAAUGAUUGAACGGAUUAAAACUGCCCUUGGAGAGCACUAAGCAUUUCAGCUGAGCAAUGGGAGAAUGUUGGAGUCAAAGGCCCAAUACGCCAAUACACCCUUGCUUGCUUGCUUUCUGAUUAAAUGGAAACCAGGAAUUGAUUUUUCUGUGACUUUCUCCUGUUAUGACAGUGUAAAUGCAGAAAAUGAAUAAAAUCUUUCAACAA